UUAUUUACAUCCGGUGUUGUGCGCAAGACAGGAAAUGGAACCUUGAAAAUAGCUUUCUUGACGACAAUUUUAAUUUCUUGAAUGACAGUCAGACUGGUUACAAUAUAUUACAUAGUGAUAUGAGAGAAAAAAGUUACUGCGCAGCGACCAGUUGUUGAGAUAUACUGAUCUAGUAACUGUCAUUGAAACAGAGAGUAUCAGCAAUGAGUAUUACAUACUGAUGAUGUGCAAGUUGAACCAGUACUGGCAAUAGACAGACAGCAGGUUUAAACAGACGACAGAUAUGGACAUGAUUCCAGUGAGAGACCCUGGAGGGGGCAAGCUAAACCAUGAUGCUGCAGUGGAGCAGAAGGCGGCACAGCAAAGGAGGAUGGUGUCACGUUGGGACCGUGACAGUUUAGAGGACAAAUACCUCCGCAUGUAUGAGGAAAACCUCAUCCUCAAGAAACAUGCUCGCAAACAGGAAGACAAGAUUAAGAGGAUGGCCACUAAACUGCUGCGAUUAGUUAAUGACAAAAAGAAAACCAAUGAAGUGGAUGGAGGGGAACCAAGAGGUAAGAAAGUGAAAGAUGUGGAAAUGGAGGAAAAGGUUGAAGAACUGUCUGAGAAAAUCCGUAGCUUGGACAAGCAAAAUUUACAGCUAAAGGAAAAGUUGAUGUUGUCCAAACAGCAAUUAGCCACUAACAAAAGGACUACACCCUACAACCAUGUAGGCUCAAGAAUUAGCACAGGAAUAGCUCGUACGCAGCCUCAGCCCGACUCAAGACUGGCCAAGAACAUGAGAGUGACCGGCCCAAUGGACUCACCACAAGGGAGGAUGACAGGCAGUCCCACUCAGCCAAGGUAUGGCCACAGUUUACUGGAAAAUGCCAGGGCUGACCUACAUCACAAGGAUGACCAUAUUGCACAGCUACAAGAACAAAUGGAAAUGUACGAGAUGGAGGUGGAAAACAUGAGACAGCAACUGAGGCUGAAGGAAGCAGAGCAUGAAGAAGACCUGGUAAAGAUAAAACAGCAGAUUACAGCAGAACAACGAGUGACUGUCCAAGAAAACAUAGACCUGAUACGUUUACAGCGAGAAGUGAAAGAGAAGUCCACGAAAUUUUUUACUCUACAGGAAAAAUAUGUUCUUCUUGAACAGAACAUGCAGACAAUGAAGCACAGCCAUGACAGCAUGCUGAUGGAGAUGGAGCGACUCAACAUGCAGGUCAAUGAGGAGCAGAACCGAGUACUUACACUUCAGAACGAACUCAAGUUUGGUACAACUAACAACAGCAAGCUUAUAGAGUUGAAUGAACAGAUCAUGAGUCUGGAAAAGGAAACCCAGAUCCUUAAGGAGGCUAACGAGAAGUUUGUGAACAGUGCUUUUGACCUGGACAGAGAAAGAGAAUGGCGACAGAGGGAAAAUGCCCUCAAAGUCCAAAUAGCCCAACUGGAGGCCACACUGAAGGCCGACCUCGGGGAGAAGGGUGGAAUUCUCGACCAGUUGGCUAGUGAGAAAGACCAACAUGAGAGGCUCCAGGCCACAUUCAGACAGGUGCAGGUAGAGCACUAUCAGCAGAAGGAGGAAUAUGAUGAUCUCAAACAGAAGAUGAAAUUUUUCACCAAGGAAAGUGCCAUAGACUUCACAGAGAUAGAGGAAGCCCUAGUCCUUGUCAAACAAAGGAGGCAGCAAGAACUUCCAGAACCUGACUUUCUACAGAAGGUGGACAACGAAAAGGACAAAGAUGUGAGUCGUUCCCUGGUGAUUUUGCAGGCUGAUUAUGCAGAGACAAUCCAUGAGUUGGAGAAAACACGAAACAUGUUGGUGAUACAACACAAAAUCAACAAGGACUACCAGCAGGAGGUUGAAAUUGCUACCAACAGACUUGAAGAAGUGCGCAAGGAGUAUGAGAUGAAGUUAGACGAAUACGCUCGAUUACUAGACAUCAGGGCUGCUAGAAUCAAGAAACUUGAAGUACAAUUACGAGAUGUUGCUUAUGGAACCAAACAGUUCAAGAUAGCUCCACCUGUUGAUGAGGAGGACGCCAUUGCAGACUUUGAUGAGACCAUUCACUUAGAACGUGGACAGAAUCUAUUUGAAAUACACGUUCAGAAGGUGUGUCUGUCUGACGAGGGUGUCAAACAAAUUGGUGAUGAUGAACCAUCUGUCUUUUGCACCUGGGAAUUCUUUGAGUUUGAGAUUCAGAGUACUCCAGUACUCAAAGGGUCAAGGCCUGAGUUCGACUUUACAUCGCAGUAUAUCGUAAAGGUUGAUGACUUCUUCUUACACUUUUUACAAAAGGAUUCCUGUACGUUAGAACUUCACCAAUCCUUCGGUCAGGACUACAGGACAAUAGCAGCCUGUCAGCUGGUCUUCAAGGAGAUUUUCAACAAGACUCACGGAAGGAUUCAUGGAACUGCCACUCUUACAGGUGUCGACAGCAGUGGUGGAGCAGGUAUUGGUUUUGGAAGUGUGGAGUACUGGAUACGUCUCCGUGUGCCUAUGGACCAGGCUCUCCGUUUGUACAAGGAGCGAACCAAAGCCCUGGGAUAUGUAACUUCAAAUGAGAAGGCUGCGACAGAAGCCUUACAAGCACUCGAUGAGACAGCUGCCAAGAGACCAGCAGACAAUGUGAACGAACUUCAUGUGAAAAUCCUACGAUGUUCCGACAUCAAACCUCGGCGAGACAAUGUCCAGCCAUCGCCAUAUUGUAUCUACCAAUUCUUCGAUUUCAACGACCACGACACUGUGAUUCUUGCGAGCACAAACAACCCAGAGUACAAUGAUCACAUGACCUACCCUGUACCAAUGACGAAGGAGCUGGACCACUACCUAAAAACCUUUCAACUGAAGGUGUUCGUCUUUGAUGAUACUGACCCUGAGCAGACGGCAUACUUAGGGAUUGCAGAUGUUCCCCUUAUUCCCUUAGCACAUAAUAAGUCCAUCCAAGGCAUCUUUGAGCUGAAGGGAGCCAACAGCAAGAUUAACGGAACGGUAGAAAUGGAGCUAAGAUGGCAGUAUACAUACAUCAUGUCUAAGGGUGUCCGCAUACAGGACCCACCUGUGAUGGAGGAGGUUGCACCACCAUAUGCUCCACCACAUCAGGAUCAGUCAGACUCGGAUAGACAGUCUGUCGCAGAAUCAGAUAUCACGCCAGUCAAACAGAGGUCUAGGGUAGCAGCCAAGUUCCCGGAACCCUCUGCAACCUCCACCCCUAUGCCAGCACCACCAGAGAGCCGGGAGGGAGAGCCUGCCAAGAAAAUUCCAAAGCGUCGGCUCCAUGCAGAACCCAGUCAGGAGCCAUCACUUGUCAAUGAUGCUGUGAAAGGGGUGAUUUCUGAUAUUAUGCCAUCAAGUAUGUCAGAUUCAAUGACAGAAACCCUGCCAGCUCAACCAAGCAUUCAUAUGCCAGAUAACCAGACCCCUUCUAGAGAAAUGAUAGUGGAGGCGCCCCAUGAGGAUGAGGAGGAGGAGGAUGAAGUUGUAGAGGAAGAGAUUAUUGAGGAGGAGAUGAUUGAAUCAGAUGAGGAGAGUGACACAGCCAGUGGUGUUAAACCUCCUCAAAGCCUAAUGGCUGAUGUUAAUGGAGAGGUCAAAGGGUUGCAGAAGGGUAAAAAGCCGAUCCCUAAGGCUAGGAAAACAAUUUUGACGGAUACAAAAGAAGAGAUUUUAAGUCCAAAGGAAGAAUCCAAGAUGUCGGACACCAUGUUUGAAGAGGAGCAUACUGAGGAGAUUUCUGAGGAUAUAACGGAGGGCAGUCCCUCGGGUACCCUCCAGUUCACUACAGAACCCACGCCCAUCACAGAGGAAAGCAGUCACGAGUCAGAUACUCCUCAUGUCAUGGAGUCAGACAGCGAAGGCGUAAUCAUGGCACCCAAACCGACCAAGCGCAGCCAAAAAAAGGCUGCAGCAAAGAAGGGUAACUUUGUGACUAUCACAAUCUCACACUUAUCACUGGAGGAAGGUGCUAAUGUUCUACACAGGGACAACAUUCGCCAGCUCUUCGUGGCCUACAAUUUCCUAGGCAUCGAACCACAGGAGCUGGAAACACCCUUCUCCCUCCCCAAACCAAAGCCUGGACAACAGAUUGCUUUCAACUUUAGCAAGACUUUCCAAGUGGAUAUAGAGAAGAACUACACAAGAAGACAGUUUCUGGCCAGCAUGUUACUACCAGAUGAUCCUGAGCAGGGCCGGAUUCGGUUUACCAUUGUGAGUGAGCCCCCUGAUGAAGACAUGGAGGGAGACUGCGAGGAUGUGGGCGUGGCCUGGGUCAGCAUAAAAACCAUCCUCAUGAAGAGGGAGAACAUCAUAGAGCAAGAUGUGGAAGUGUUAGAUGUCAAGAAUGAGAAGAAUGUGAUCGGCAGUCUGAAUCUGUCGGUGGAUUGCUUGGCAGCCCUUCAAGCUGUUGAGAACGAAAUGCAAGUGGACGGCACAUAUUAGAUAUCUUCGUACUAGACUUAAAACAGCAGGAAAUAAAAACACAUACUGAAAGUUGACCAGCAAGGAAUAGAAACACAUACUAGACAUUUGUCAGCUGGAAAUCAGACACAAACUUAAUACAUUUUGGAAUACCAAAGAGUGCUAUCAUGACUCCAAAGCAUUUCAUUGCUGCUCUUUUUAAAUUAAUAAUCUUUGAUAAGAUUCUUAAUUAUUACAUUACUGGUAUCUAUGAAGUAGAUAUCAGUAAAAGAACAUCUUAACUAUGUUGUCUACAAGAACGUUGUGCAAAAUGAAACAGUUAGUUCAGUCUGGUUGUUAGUAUAUAAUCUAAAGUGUAUGACGUCGUCACACAGUUGUCUGCCCUUACUUUACCUCCUGUAACUUAAUGUGAUUGUACAAUUAUAUAUAAGGAACUUUAUUUCAGUACCGGUAAUACAGCUAUCUGAUCUCAGGAGUCCUCGGUUUGUUGAGGGAUACCACCCAAAGAAUUUAACUAAUAAUUUACAUAGAACAGACAGGAAACCCAACCAUGAAUAACAGGGACUUAUUUUGGAGUUCUAGGGUCAGGUUGAUGUUUUAACUUAACAGCCCUCGCUUGCAUUUCCAAAUUAUCUGUGAUAAGUGUUUGAGUGUAUUAUUGUUAUAUGGAUGUGAAGCGUGAUCUGUACAUAGUUCUUAAUUAUUGGUUGGAGUACCGAUCUGUAAAUAGUUAUUUUACCAGUCCUUAAACUUCGUCAAAGUCUAGCAUCUAAAUUGAUUAGUAUGAAACAGAAUAAAUUGACUUCCGUCCAUAUGUAUAUAUUUUAUGAACAUUAUUUAUUGCCCAACGUGUCAGCAUCCUAUUUUUUGCCUUAGAAUGACUUUCCAUCUUUCUCAAAAUCUAUUAUGAGGACAUUUUUAAUUUUUACCAUUGUAACAGGGGUAUUUUGUCUCCAUUUGAUUGUAAAUAUGAUGCUCUACUAAUUAGCUGUAUUUUUACUCAACAUUUACAAAUCAUGUCAAUUUUUCAUUAAUAAAAAAAAUAGAAAACUAAAUUAUUUAUAAAAUAAAGGUACCCAUUUUUAUUCAUUCAUUCAUUCAUAUGUAUUUUAAAGUUAUGCUAUGAUAGUUCUUCUCAAUUUAGCCAUUUUUCAAAGAAUGAAUCUACAUUUUGUACUUAUUAGGUGAAAUACGCUGUGUAGAGUAGGCCAUGUCCCUUGAUAAUAAGGAAUCACAUGUCAGGUUUUUUAUUUGAUACCUUUGACUAGCAAUUUAGGUAUUCAACUGAAUAAAACCAUAAAACUGCA
Mizuhopecten yessoensis (Yesso scallop) is the source of this 5709-nucleotide messenger RNA. RefSeq names its product protein fantom-like. Gene Ontology annotation, biological process: non-motile cilium assembly. Gene Ontology annotation, cellular component: ciliary transition zone. The record is from RefSeq and is a predicted model, not a curated record. Lineage: Eukaryota; Metazoa; Mollusca; Bivalvia; Pectinida; Pectinidae. The transcript has 40 exons. Bases 284 to 4423 code for a protein of 1379 amino acids.